UGACACGCCAGAGCUCAUUUAUUUCCCAUGAAUGGUUUGAUCCUGCUAUCAAUAACUUUUUUAAUUUUCAAGCUUAAUAUAUUUGUGCCGUUUUCGUAAUGGGAUCUCCAAUAGAAAGGUAUGGCUAUGGUAAAGGGAUUCAGGGACGAGAUAACUCGUGCUACUUGGACACCACAUUGAUGGCCUUGUUUUAUGGAGGGUCCACCCACCACCGAACUUUUCAUAUCUACCAAGUAAAUCAAGACAUUGAGCCCACAAUUGUUAGUGCUACCAUAACCAGUUUAAGCGUGAUUGUUGCCAACCUUCGAAACACGACUCGAGCAGGAUCCGAACUCAUACAAAAUUUGAGACGAGUUUUAUAUUCUGUAAACUCUAAAAUGAUUGGAGAAAUGAUGGACGUUGAAGAAUUUGUUACCACACUUUGCAAGAAGGGGAUGAACCUCCCCCCAUUUAUCCACUAUCUUGGAGGAAGUUCUAACUACUACCACCAACUUAUACUGGGCCAACCACCAUCGCUCUCGCCACCUGUUGGAAAACUGCAGUCCCUUUUAGAAAUUAGCUUAAGAGCUCAAUCCUUAACCAUUGAGAGCGUUCCGGUUUCGUUAUUUUUGGUAAAAAUGCCACGAGCUAAUGGAAAACUGAUUGGAUACCGGGGCAUAAUUCCACCUCUCAGCCUACGUGUCCCCAUUGGAAGUGGGGGCCACAAGCACCAGGAUUUCCACCUUCAAGCCGUGAUUACCCUUCGAUACUGUCACUACACUUGUUUUAUCCGGUCUAAAAAAGAAUGGGUGUAUUUUGACUCGAUGGCACCUGGUGGGCAGCCGGAAGUAGUUUUUCUAAACGAUAUGGAACAAGAGGUUGAUGCCAUCAAUAGAAUGAAUGCCGAUGAUCCGACGCUGUUUGCAAUAACUGGUAACGACUCAAAAAGUCGGAAAAUGCUGGUAACCCGCCUCUUACCGGAUAUUCACUUUUGCAUCUAUGCCAAUUCUCAGGACGGAAAAGAAUACGGGUUUAUUAAUCCUAACGUUUCUUCAAAUACUCAACAACUUCCACGGCCCCCCACGCAUGACGGGACACCAAAUACAAUUGUGAACAGAAAUCCCGUCACCGUUCCCCCGCGAUCAUCAAGUAUUGUUAAACCGAGACAAGCUAUCGCGCAACCAGGACCGAACCGAGAUCCCAGGGUCGUUCCACCGCAACCUUUGCAACGAGGCGUUGUUAACACGCCACAAACUAUGCCGCAACCACAACUGAAUGUUUCUUCAAAUACUCAACAACUUCUACGGCCUCCCGGGACAUCAAAUACAAUUGUAAACAGAAAUCCCGUCAUCCUUCCCCCCCGAUCAUCAAGCAUUGUUAAACCGAGACAAACUAUCGCGCAACCUGGACCGAAUGUUAGAAAUCCACCCAAUAUUCGGCCACACGCUUCUCCCCAAUCUCAAAUUCAAACCAGAUCAACAUUCCUAUCGAGUAACAGUUUGGCCGCACAAUUUCUUACAAAUUUUCUCCGUGGUGUGGAACGCGGCUUUACAUCAAUAGGAGUGCAAACUACCAAGAUGAUGGAAAAUGUGACACAUUUCAUUACCAUUACCAUAUUCACAUACGAUUUGAACAACAGCAUGGACGAGAUUGGAGAUUUACGCCGACUUCAACCCGAUAGAAUGUCGCAAGUUGAACGGAUCGGUGAAAAUAAGGGAUUUAAAACCGGAAAUGGUUCAAAUUUUGCCCUAGAAUCCCUACUUUUUGCUAUAUUUUCGAAUACACGGAUCAACGAUGAUGUUUAUGUCCAAACACGGUAUGCAGAUUCAAGAACGCGAACAUGUGCUCGAUUGUUGGAAGAAGUUGUGGAUCAACUGAGGUCACCUCCCUUCUUAUGUUCUAAGCGGGCUGUGCCAAAUUUAAUGACCGCGAUGAGGGAAAAGUGUGCAAAAUUUCGCGAAAACAAUAUCGGCGUGGAUAAGACAUUGUCUCUCCUUUUCGCGGAAGUAUUUGCAACUGUUCCAUUUAUCCAGUACGUGACCAGCGGAGCGUUUAUUCAUCACUUGUUUAUAGUCCAGACAGCGACCUCAUCAUCUUCCUUUAAUGGGGUUGCGACCUUGGAUAAGCUUUUCCAUGAAUCAAUGAUUUGUCAGAAUUUGCGAAUUGUAGGAGUUCCUAAUCCUCAAUUGAUUAUACAAAUAUCAAAACCAGCUGGCAAAAUUAUUGGUCCGAGCUGUAUUGUUCCUAGCAUCGCUAUUAAUCUAGCAUUGGUUCAUCAAGAUGGAAAAUCCGUACAUCUGCAGCUGUACGCGAUAAUAUGCGCCAGAUGGGAUGAGCGUAAUACGGAUAGCUGCGAUUUCGUGACAUAUGUAAAAUGGAAUGCGGAUCAAUUAAACGCUUCUUCCGGGAAACAUUGUUGGGUGAAAAUGCGAAGAAACGGAACAGCUUCGUCCGUGAAGCCGUGGCCAAAAUUGGAGAAACUUUUGCAAAAUGGGUAUAAUUCAAGGGAAAUGGAGAAAAUGAGAACUUCCGGUGACAAGGAUUGCAAAGAAUUUAUCAAACUAUGCGAAACUGUCCAUUUAUGUUUUUAUUUGCCAAGUAACCUUUAUCGGUAGGAAGUAUCUGCAUAUCAAAACUUGUCAAUUAUUAUCUUACAAAGGGGGCUCAACCAUGUUCAACCCAGAUUAUUUUUUAACUAUCUUCUUUUGAAAGAAAAACCAUUUAGAAAAAACAUUUACUGCGACACGUGUGCAGAUGCGCAAAAUUCAGCGCGUUACGGGCACCGCAAGUUUGCGAAGACGAUGGGGUUUCAAAUGGAAUCUGUACCUCGCGAUUGCACCUCUGCCUUGCAGCGUCCCUAACAGUGUUAGGCUAACAUUCUGAAUUUUGCGCAUCUGAGCAAAUGUCGAACUACUUAAAUGUUGUUUCUCAAGGAUUUCUCUUUCAAACAGCGAUAGACAAAAAAUAAUCUGGGUUGAACAUGGUUUGCGCCCCCUUUGUUAGUUAUCUUAUCAAUAGUGAUUAUUACCCGAGUGAAAUAUUGCAACCAAUAUUAACUUAACCAUAAACAAUUUCACUUACUUUAAUAAAGUAUACAUACAUAUUCCUGCAUAAAGAUGACAUAUUACAAUUAAAAACAUCCACUUUAAAUCUGAUUUAACGAAAUGGAUUUUUUAAAACAACAAAUCCUCAAGAAAAUCGAUUAUUUGUCUCAAUCUACAAAAAAUUUCCAAUGGUUUUUUAACCUACUCGUAGAAAAUGGCAUACUCCGCGACCACCUUCACUAUGAAAAUUUGUUUCUCACUUGCAGGUACAAGAACGUGACCCCGUCGCUAAAAUGCGUACACUCUACCUUGCCCUUUUGGACAAGAGGGUGCACAUAGAGAUGGAAAUAUUCCUCAUACUUCUCCGCCAAUGUCGGAACGAGCAUUUACUCCCCUGCUUUACUGGAAAAAUUCAGACCAAGCCCAUCGACGUUAAUCCGGUGAAGCCUAAAAAUGUUCAACUUAACUCCACCACGUCCACCACAAAGUUGAACCAACCGAAGAAAAAGGGCGACCCCUUAUCAACCUGGAAACUACCCCCAAAUUCUACCAAUCAACCAUCACUUGAAGACGCCCAAGUAUUUCUUUGCCUCGCAGGACGACGCGGGGCUCUCCACGUUUAUCAAACCUUGCCAAAUUUCGCGAAAACACUGACCACGAUAAAGCUCAAGUACUGCGUGCUUCCUUGGUCGAGCGUGUCGGCUUUUAGUUCCUGUGGUGGAGAUGAACGAGGCGGAAUUUGCAUUGGCGAUGAAGACAUUUCCAUGUCUGAAACGGCUUGCGGUCACAGCCUGUCCAAACACCGUGGUCAGCAUUGAUUCGAUCCCGCUCAGUGUGAAAUCAUUAGCAUUGAAUGUUAAAGGGGUCUGGAUUUAAUUUUACGUGAUGGAUAUACGCAAAGGGAAUUCUGGAGUUUUCGCAAUAUUGGAUGCAAGCAGGCAUGUACAAAACCUUGGAAAGAAGUUCCUUUACGAAGACUGCUUUAUCUGAAAUUCGUAUUUAAAAAAUCGUCGUUUCUUAUUAAAUCUCAAUUAUUUAUUCUAAUUAAAUUAUUCAAGACUUAAAUUUGCACCCUCUU
Folsomia candida is the source of this 4101-nucleotide messenger RNA. RefSeq lists its product as uncharacterized. The record is from RefSeq and is a predicted model, not a curated record. The transcript has 12 exons. NCBI's taxonomy places the organism in Eukaryota, Metazoa, Arthropoda, Collembola, Entomobryomorpha, Isotomidae. The coding region runs from base 99 to 2594 and encodes 831 amino acids.